UAGAAAGAAAAAAAAAAAGUUCUGUGGGUGGGGCCGGGCUUAUAAAACCAGUCUUCACCAUGUCUGAAUUCCAGCCACACUCAGAGGACCGUUCACUGCCAGAGAGCUCCUCAAAGAGUCAGGAGGUGUUGCUGCAGUCUCCAGAGGAUAACAAGGUAGCAGCUAUGGAUGACCUGUAUGUGGCAAAUACCAUCUUUGCGCUCAACAUUUUCAAGCAUCUGGCAAACAGCAGCUCUGGUCAGAAUCUCUUCUUCUCUCCAUGGAGCCUCUCCUCCACCAUGGCCAUGGUUUACCUAGGAGCCAGGGGCAACACCGCAGAGCAGAUGGCCAAGGUGCUUCAGUUCAACAGAAUUGGAGGCUAUGAAGCUUCCCCAGUGAGCCCACAGAACUUCACAGGCUGUGAAUUAAGGCAGCAGAUCCAGAGAGAUGACUAUCCUGAUGCAGUUUUGCAGGCUCAAGCUAGCAAUAAGAUCCAUUCAUAUUUCCAUUCCCUCAUCUCUGCAAUCAACACACAUACAGGAGAGUUUCUACUGAAAAGUGUCAAUCAGCUGUUUGGAGAGAAGUCUGCAAGAUUCAAAGAAGAAUACGUGAGGCUCUCUAAAAAAUAUUACUUGACACAACCCCAGGAAGUCAAUUUCCGAGAAUGUGCAGAAGAAGCCAGAAAAACAAUCAAUUCUUGGGUCAAUACAGAAACUAAAGGCAAAAUUCCAAGUUUGUUACCAGAAGGUUCUGUGGAUGAGGAUACCAAGAUGGUCCUGGUGAACGCUGUCCACUUUAAAGGAAAGUGGAAAACUUCAUUCCAGAAGAGAUCAAAUGGGUCUUAUCCUUUCCGUGUGAAUUUGGCUAAGCGUGUCCCCGUGCAGAUGAUGCGCUUGCUGGAGAAGCUGAAGCUUGGCUACAUAGCAGAUCUCAAGACUCAGAUCCUGGAACUUCCCUAUGCUGGUGAUGUCAGUAUGUUUCUGCUACUUCCAGAUGAAAUUACUGAGUCUUCUACUGGCUUGGAAUUGCUGGAAAGUCAACUAAACUAUGAAAAACUCAAUCAGUGGAUCAGUGAUGAUACCAUGUCUGAAAAGGAAGUUGAGGUAUACAUCCCUCAGUUCAAGUUAGAGGAGCAGUAUAAACUCCAAUCUGUCCUGAGGAACAUGGGCAUGGAAAACGCCUUCAGUGAGGACAAGGCCAACUUCUCAGGGAUGUCAGAAGGGAAUGACCUGUUUCUGUCGGAAGUGUUCCAUCAAGCCACCGUGGACGUGAAUGAGGAGGGCACAGAAGCAGCUGCUGGCAGUGGGGCUGUUAUGACGGGGAGAACAGGUCACGGAGGUCCCCGGGUUAUAGCAGACCACCCUUUCCUUUUUUUCAUAAUGCACAAAUUAACCCGGAACAUCCUCUUCUUUGGCAGAUUUGUUUCGCCCUAGUCAGGACUUUGUAGGAUGAACUACAGUCUCAGAAUUGCAACAAGUGUUAAAAUUUUGAAGAUGUUUUCUAUGUAUGUCUGUGCUUCUGAACAACUUCUACUAGAUACUGAGCAUUAAUAUAGAAAUGACUGGGUAACUGAUAACCGUAACAUUACACCCCUACUAAUCAUGUGACCUCUUAUCCACUCCUUAUUUUUACUUUAAUUUUAUAGCAUUAAAGUUGCUAUAUUAUUUAUUAUUUUAUAUACAGUUCUUAGCUGCUGCUGUCUAUUUAAUAUAAGUUCAGUGGUCGCAGAAGCAGAUUCUCAUUUAUUUAUCUACUUAUAAAAAUAUCUACUUACACUGACAAUGAAGGAUUCGGUGUUACUCUACACCUUCUGUAAUCAAAACCUAGAGAGAACAUUGGAAAACAGACAGAAUGUUAUGUGCAGAUGUUGUGUGCACUUCUGGAAUUCUGUAUCACAUAGCUGUGCUUGUAACUUGUCUAAAAUUUCAAAUGUAUAAUUAAUAAACUUAUUUCCAUACGA
This is a messenger RNA of Erinaceus europaeus (western European hedgehog), 1939 nucleotides long. RefSeq names its product serpin family B member 2 (gene SERPINB2). Bases 60 to 1412 code for a protein of 450 amino acids. Gene Ontology annotation, biological process: negative regulation of endopeptidase activity. The record is from RefSeq and is a predicted model, not a curated record. NCBI's taxonomy places the organism in Eukaryota, Metazoa, Chordata, Mammalia, Eulipotyphla, Erinaceidae. The transcript has 8 exons. Gene Ontology annotation, molecular function: serine-type endopeptidase inhibitor activity.